AGACAGCUGUAAGCCCGCGCAACACAAGUCGCUGUGGCUGUACAAGUGGGUUUCUUAUUAGAAAAUGUUCGUGUGUCUGACAAACGGGAUUCAAAUUGUUGCAUCAUGUUGAUAAGCCCGGAACAGGAGGCACUGAUUGAUCGGGUGUUUGAAACCUAUCUGACAGAUCAUCAUCACAAUGACAUUCUCCAACUUAUUGAAGAGACUGAAGAUAAUGAAGACACUCAUCGCCCUCUAGUGGUUAAUGCCAUGACAUUGUUUGAGGCCAAUAUGGAGAUUGGGGACUAUUUCAAUGCAUAUCCCACUGAUGUCCUGGCUAUAUUUGAUAAAGUAUUAAACAGAAAAGCCAAAGCGGUAACAGACGACGGCUCACUCAAACAUAAUGAAGGGCAAAGAAAACAAGAACAGAGAUUGGUCCACACUCUUCAUGCUCGCAUCACAGGUCUGCCAGUAUGCCCAGAGCUGACAAGAGAUACAAUUCCUAGGACUAGAGAUGUAGGACACUUUUUGUCUGUAACUGGUACUGUAAUACGUACCAGUAUUGCCAAGGUUCUGGAAUAUGAGCGUGAUUACAUGUGCACAAAGUGUCGUCAUGUUUUCACAGUGCAGGCAGAAUUUGAGCAAUUCUACACGUUUGUCCCACCCGUAGCCUGCCCUAACCCUGAUAGCUGUAACUCAUAUAAAUUCACUUGUCUGUCUGAAGGAUCUGAGCCUGCUGCUUGCAGGGAUUACCAGGAGAUCAAAAUUCAAGAGCAGGUGCAGAAACUUUCAGUGGGCAGUAUUCCUCGUUCUUUAUUGGUAGUUCUGGAGAAUGACCUCGUCGACAGUUGUAAAUCUGGAGAUGAUGUCACUGUUUAUGGAGUGAUGUGUCUGCGCUGGAAAACAUUUUAUGAUGGCGCACUUUGUGAUGUGGAGUUGGUCCUCAAAGCUAAUAACAUAGAGGUAAACAACCAGCAGGCUGCUGCUGGACAGCUUGUAAAGGAUGCUCAGGAAGAAUUUGAAGAAUUCUGGAAUAGCUACAAACAUAAUCCUAUAGCUGGUAGGAACCAUAUCUUAUUGAGCCUGUGUCCACAGGUUUUUGGCAUGUAUGUAAUUAAACUGGCAGUGGCCAUGGUCUUGGCCGGGGGAGUUCAGAGAAUAGAUUCUUCUGGGACCAAAGUUAGGGGCGAGUGUCAUAUGUUGCUGGUUGGUGACCCAGGCACAGGGAAGUCUCAGUUCCUGAAGUAUGCUACCAAGAUUAUGUGUCGUUCUGUACUCACAGCUGGAAUUGGCUCAACAAGUGCAGGACUGACAGUAGCAGCUGUGAAGGAUGGAGGUGACUGGCACCUGGAAGCAGGAGCCCUGGUCUUGGCAGAUGGUGGUUUGUGCUGCAUUGAUGAAUUCAACAGCAUCAAGGAGCAGGAUCGCAUCAGCAUCCAUGAAGCUAUGGAGCAACAAUCUAUUAGUGUUGCUAAAGCUGGCAUGGUGUGUAAACUGAAUACCAGAACUACCAUUCUGGCAGCUACCAACCCUAAAGGCCAGUAUGAUCCCAACGAGCCACUGUCUGUGAACGUAGCUCUGGCCAGUCCUUUGCUAAGUCGUUUUGACCUGGUUUUAGUUCUGCUGGAUACCAGAAAUGCAGAGUGGGACCACAUCAUCUCCUCUUUCAUUAUGGAGGACAGAGGACUACCUGAUCAGUGUUCGAGUCUGUGGUCUAUGGAAAAAAUGAAAGCUUAUUUCAGCCUGAUUAAACAUUUAAAACCAGUGAUGUCAGAAGAAGCCAACUGUAUACUGACACGCUACUACCAGCUACAAAGACGGAGUGACGGCAGCGGUGCUGCCCGCACAACUAUUCGCACAUUGGAGAGUCUGAGCAGGCUGGCUGAAGCCCAUGCCAAGCUCAUGUACAGAGAGACAGUUACCAUAGAAGACGCUGUCAUUGCUGUUUCUGUUAUGGAGUGCUCUAUGCAGGGUGGCGCUCUGCAGGGAAAUGUGAAUACUUUAUUUACCUCAUUUCCUGCUGACCCUGUUGAGCAGUAUCAAACUCAGUGUCAGAUACUGCUCGAAGGACUGAACCUCCCACUGUUCCUUAAGAAGGAGAGAGACAGACUAUCCAGGUGA
Messenger RNA from Pelmatolapia mariae (spotted tilapia), 2100 nucleotides. RefSeq names its product minichromosome maintenance 9 homologous recombination repair factor (gene mcm9). Bases 106 to 2100 code for a protein of 664 amino acids. Gene Ontology annotation, molecular function: single-stranded DNA helicase activity; single-stranded DNA binding; ATP binding. Gene Ontology annotation, biological process: double-strand break repair via homologous recombination. The record is from RefSeq and is a predicted model, not a curated record. Lineage: Eukaryota; Metazoa; Chordata; Actinopteri; Cichliformes; Cichlidae. The transcript is spliced from 14 exons. Gene Ontology annotation, cellular component: MCM complex; nucleus.